GCCCCACGCUGUAAACAGACAACAUGGCGGCGGCACCCGGGGCUUUGGGCGCCCUGCAGGCCGGCCGCGGUCGCCUGGUGGCUGCUUGCUGCGCGCGGCUGGGCCCAGGGUGGAGGCUAUCCGGCUUGUGGGCAGCCCGGCGGGUGGGCCCACCAGGUUGGGCACCCGCGGCCGGGGUUCCUGCCCCGAGGAGGGGCUACGGCUCAGAGGUGAAGACGGAGGACGAGCUGCGGGUGCGGCACCUGGAGGAGGAGAACCGAGGUGAGCGGCGCGGGCCGACGGCUCCAGCACAGCCUCGGGACCAGCAGAGAGGCCGGGCGGGCUCGCCAGCCAGACCCCUCCCCGCCCCCACCCCAUCCGGCGUGGCUCUUUCGUUGUGCAUCUGCCCGUUGCUGGUAGCACCCGGGCUGUACUGCGAGCGGCUUUCCUGUACAGUGGCCCCAUUCAGCGCUGAGGACCUCCCUGGGAGAGCCAAGGUCAACACGCUGGGAAUUGUGGUACUUGGAAUAAACAGAGCUUAUGGCAAAAAUUCACUCAGUAAAAAUCUUAUAAAAAUGUUAUCAAAAGCUGUGGAUGCUUUAAAAUCAGAUAAGAAAGUUCGGACCAUAAUAAUCAGGAGUGAAGUUCCAGGAAUAUUCUGUGCUGGUGCUGACCUUAAGGAAAGAGCCAAAAUGCCUUCCAGUGAAGUUGGUCCUUUUGUCUCCAAAAUCAGAGCCGUGAUUAAUGAUAUUGUUUUUCCAGGGGGAGAAAAAGACACCUCAGUAUAUUAAUUUGCAUUUCCCAAAAGGUUUGUGUGAUAUUUUAUCUUUUCAAAUUAGACUUGUCUUUUCCCUUCCGAAAACACCUUUUUAUAUCCUUCAUCCUUCUGUAGGAUUAUUUCAUAAAUAUUUUAAAUGACACUUUAUAUUAAUCUUUUAUUAUUCAGUGCAUUAUAGAUAGGUGUGGCUAAGGCCACUCUCAUUCAUUGUUAAUGACACUGAUAUUUUUCCAGAAUCUCUAUUUUAUGGAUUCUGAACUUGGAAGCUUUCUGGAACUGUUAUCUUUGCAGUGGAAUUUUCUUCUCUGUGAUUGUAGCAUCUCUGGGUCCUGAUAUAAUCUUCUUUUAUGCUCCAAGAGUUCUUCAAUAGUUAUUAAUAAUAAUUCUUAUUGCCACUUUGCAGUAGGCUUAAACAUUUUAAGGUACCUUUUGUGAUGAUUCAUUGAGAUUUUGGAGGGCUUAUAGAAACUAAGUAUCUCCAUCCACUGUACUUUUUAAUAUGCUAAAAAUCAGAGACAGGCAAAUUUUUUCUUAGAGAGGCAUAGUAAUAAUUACAGCUUUGACAUUGUAAUAUGAAAGCAGCCAUAGAUAUAUAAACACGCACAUCUCUGUUGCAGUAGAACUUUAUGCAGAUUGAAAUUUGAAUUUCAUAAAAUACUAUUUAAAAAAAUAUUUACUUAAAAAUGUAAAACUUUUC
Molecule: messenger RNA, 1454 nt
Organism: Castor canadensis (American beaver)
Lineage: Eukaryota; Metazoa; Chordata; Mammalia; Rodentia; Castoridae
Source: RefSeq, a predicted model, not a curated record